ACUAAGCCCACGCCCUCUCCAACAGCCACUACAAUAAAGUCUCGUAAAGGAUUCGGGUUAGGCCUCCCCAUGCUGUUUCGUUUCGGGGUAAUCGUGCCCGCCAGGAUGGCAGAAAGCGGCACCGCGCUGUGCCUAUCGGGCUCCCGCCCGGAGCUGGGUCACUGGGACCCCCAGCACGCGCUGGCCAUGAAACCUGCACGGCCCUCGGCUCCGCUGCCUGCUCAAGAACCGGUGCUGUGGCUGGCGGAGGUGGCCUUCCCCGAAGAAGAGGCCGCGUGCACUUUCUGGUACAAAUUCCUCAGGCGGCGUGAGACAGGAGAGGCCGUCUGGGAAGGCAAUGGGCCCCAUCAUGACCGAUGCAGUGUUUAUAACCCAAGCAACUUGGUUGAUGGAGUUUACUGCCUCCCAGUAGGGCACUGGAUUGAAGUCUCUGGGCAUACUGAUGAGAUGAAACAUACAACUGACUUCUAUUUUAAUAUAGCUGGACAUCAAGCUAUUCACUACUCCAGAAUUUUGCCAAAUCUAUGGCUGGGAAGUUGCCCUCGUCAAGUGGAGCAUGUGACUGUGAAGCUAAAACAUGAAUUGGGUAUUACAGCUGUAAUGAACUUCCAGACUGAAUGGGAUAUUGUUCAGAAUUCCUGGGGAUGUAACCGCUAUCCAGAACCUAUGACCCCAGAGGUUCUCAUGAAGCUGUACAAAGAAGAAGGCCUUGCUUAUGUCUGGAUGCCAACACCAGACAUGAGUACAGAAGGUAGAGUGCAGAUGUUGCCUCAGGCUGUCUGUCUCCUUCACGGGCUCCUAGAGAAUCGGCAUACUGUCUAUGUUCAUUGCAACGCAGGCGUUGGCAGGUCCACAGCUGCAGUUUGUGGCUGGUUAAAAUAUGUGCUUGGAUGGAAUUUGAGGAAAGUGCAGUAUUUUGUGGCUUCCAGAAGAGCAGCCGUCUACAUUGAUGAAGAGGCACUUGUGCGUGCUGAGGAGGAUUUCUUUCAGAAAUUUGGACCUCUUCGCUCCUCAUGCAAGCCUUAACAGAGAAAGAGGAAAUCAGUAGAGGUGUUGCCAAACCCAAACAUUUGACACAUCACAGAUCUGACUCCCAAAGCAAUAUGAGUGCCUGAAAAUCAUUAUAGAUCAUUAUUAUUCAUAAGAACAAGAAGAGUGGUAUGCUAUCUGAAUGCAUGUAUUACAUUUUAAUUUUUCCUAAAAACUUAAGCAAAACUGCUCCAAUUCAGCUUUGCAUGCAUGCAGAGCCAGAGCUGUGAGUGGGAAGUUCUCCCAGAAAAGCAGUAGUCAUAUUGCUAAGCAGGAUGGGGGAGACGGAAUAAUGGGAAACUAAAUCCACCCUCCUGACUCACAAACCGUUGCUGAAGCACUAUUUAGAUUUUUUAAAUAGUAUUUCACAUAUACAACUCUACUAGCUACAAACACAGCAUCCAUUCAUAAAUUCUUCUCCUCAUCCAGAUGGCAUCUAUGAAGUAUGUAAGUGAAGAGACAGAAAUACAGAUAAAUUCCUGGAGGAAGGCAUUAAAAAUCAAUACGUGUUCAUGAUUUUUUUUUUUACACAGUCAGGACUAUAUGGUCAUUUCAAAGAGAAUCUUUUGCAGAAUCUCUGUAAAAUGGAAGCUAUAAUAAAGUAG
This is a messenger RNA of Eublepharis macularius, 1634 nucleotides long. It is a transcript of the gene EPM2A, whose product is annotated as EPM2A glucan phosphatase, laforin. Gene Ontology annotation, cellular component: nucleus; cytoplasm. The transcript has 4 exons. Gene Ontology annotation, biological process: protein dephosphorylation. Gene Ontology annotation, molecular function: protein tyrosine phosphatase activity; starch binding; protein tyrosine/serine/threonine phosphatase activity. NCBI's taxonomy places the organism in Eukaryota, Metazoa, Chordata, Lepidosauria, Squamata, Eublepharidae. The record is from RefSeq and is a predicted model, not a curated record. Bases 70 to 1026 code for a protein of 318 amino acids.